UACUAUUGUGGUAAAAAAUAACCUCUGUGUGUGUAUAUAUUUAUAUUCCAUUAAAAGAAAACACACUUUCCGUGACAAUUGGAGAGUUGUGAAUCCUGUUCCUCAGAAUCUAAUCUAACUCCCAACUUCCUUACCAAUCAGAUUGAUGGGUCAUUGUGCAAAAGCUAUUCUUUUGUGUAACAAAUGGUGGUACGGACAUGGACAACACUGUCACUUGGUUACAUACACAUCCUUUCAAAAUUUCACCCACCGGAAUAAAAUGGACAUCAAGGUGAAGGCGACAACUUCCUCGGAUUCAAAUGCGAAGAAAGCAAAUAUGUUUGCUACCAAAAAGGAGAGAAUUAAACUGCCAACAUAUGAUGAUGAUGUUCUUGGAGGAAAGAAAUGCCACAUCAGUGAAUUUCUAAGCCAGCCUAGUGGAAUUGCAGCAGUGUUGAACACAAAAGCCUUGCAGUCAUUUCAAUCUCUUGAUGCUAACACAUACAGGUGUGAACUUCCUAAACUUCGACUUUUGAGCUUUGAAGCUUCUCCUUUCAUAGAUCUGCGGGUUACAUCAACAGAUGAAGAUUGCUUGGUUGAAAUGAUUUCUUGUAAGUUUGAAGGUUCAGAACUUGUGGAAGAGCAAAACAACCACUUUUCAGCAUUCAUGAUAAAUCACAUGACAUGGGGUGAUGGUGAUGGUGAUGGUGAUGCUGAAUCAUUUUUGGAAGUUGAUGUCAAGUUGAAUCUCACACUUGAGAUCUACACGCCCCCGUUUACCAUGAUGCCUAUUUCAGCUGUUGAGCGUCCUGGAAACAUUGUGGCUAUGUGCAGAAUGAUGCAAGCUUUAGUGGACAAGCUAGUGCCACUUCUACUUCAGCAGAUGCUAAAAGAUUAUGAUGAAUGGGUUCAAAAGCAAUUAUAUUCUCUAAAUCAAUCUUCUAGUUAGGGAAAAAAAUGUUUAAGCUUUUUUUUUAAUAGAGACAACAAGUGAGGGAUAACUUUUUUAUGUUUAGGAAAGAAGGGAGAGAGUGAAAUGAAUAGUGAGCAUUUGGUUUCUUGGAAGUCUGUGUUUAGAGUUAAGACUAUCCAUGUAACAUUAAGGAUUUGGAUUCUCUGCAUUAAAAAAACACCUAUAUUUACACGCAUUAAUUGAUUCCUAUUAAUGGUUUGAGAUGAA
This is a messenger RNA of Cicer arietinum (chickpea), 1159 nucleotides long. RefSeq lists its product as uncharacterized. The record is from RefSeq and is a predicted model, not a curated record. NCBI's taxonomy places the organism in Eukaryota, Viridiplantae, Streptophyta, Magnoliopsida, Fabales, Fabaceae.